AUGCUGCUCAGCUCUGUUCAGAGCAUUUUGAACGUCAACUCCAGGCCGCAGAUGGUGCAGUGGGUGGAAACUAUCGAGAGAUUGAAGAGCUAUGGGGACGUUUCAAUAAGCGGACAGCAGAUGCUGGAGCUUUGCCGCUCCAAGGGCGUCUCUCGAUGCGCGAUUAGCUGCCGACGCAAAGACCAAAAACAGGCGAAUUCCGCCAGUAAUGAAGAGGAAAUAUCAGAAACCAGUCCUGGGCUACCUGCCAUAAAAACUGCACUAUAUCAUCUUCUCGAGCUAUCAGAGGAAAUCCGCCGCUCAACACGCCAUAAUGACCACAAUGAGUUGUUUUACAUCGCACUAGUUCAGAGGAGAUUUCCCUUUGCGCGGGAAGGCCUUUGUAGACAGCUUGGAGCCUCCAUUCAUGAACGAGGAAUAUCGCUACAGUACCUGCAAGAGUAUAACAAAGAGCUUGCCUAUCGGCACAAUGGCAAAGAUAACUUGAAGACAAUAGAGGAGAUGCCCGAAGAACAGAUAAACGCUGCAGCGGUAUCGUCUAUCAAUAAGGAUAUGGCGCCCAAGGAAGAGAUGGUCGCACAGGAACCUGAAACACGCCAUCCUACAGUCGCAUCCUCUGCGAUGGGUCGUAUCAAACGAGAUACGACAUAUCCUCCAAGCACAAUUACCACCAGAGGCUCGAUUAUUCGAGAUAUCCAGCAGGUCAAAUACGACUUCCCCCAUAAGCCGAGGCAAGAAAACGUGGAAACGCACCAGUCUUGCACAAUCUGUGCCAUGCCUCUAAACCUGCCAACUUUAACAGACAGAACUUGGGAAGCUCAUGUUGACCAAGACCUGGAACCUUAUAUGGAUCAUAUGAAGAUACAACACUCAAUCGACUGGUCAAAACAGGUUCACACGGACAGGUGGGAUAAGCUCUCGCAGUCACGGAUUAUGGGACGAGGGAAGUCGAGCAACUGCGGAGAUUUGGUCAAGGAAUCCACGCUGGACUGGACCAGCCUUGAGGCUGCAUUUGACUUUAGAGUUGCCAUACCAAACGAUAAGCUGCCAGAGUCACACCAUGAUCCGAGCUACAGUCUCUCCGAGAAGGCGCUGGAAUGGGAAUUUUGGCACCCUCUUUCACUGAACCGCAAGCAAAUAGGCCCAUCUUAG
Messenger RNA from Trichoderma atroviride IMI 206040, 1152 nucleotides. RefSeq lists its product as uncharacterized. Lineage: Eukaryota; Fungi; Ascomycota; Sordariomycetes; Hypocreales; Hypocreaceae. The record is from RefSeq and is a predicted model, not a curated record.